UGUAGGACUAAAAAUGUUAAAAUCAUGACAUAAUACCCGUGAGAAAAACUCAUUACUAAAUUAGCCGCUUGGUCCAAAAAAAUUAGCUGCUUCAUUCAUGUCUUAGCACCAAAAAGAAGAAAGAAAGGAAGAAAUCACUGACUCCUUCUAGUCCUGGUUAGAACCCGCGCGGUGAAGCAGAUCACACCGCUGAGGCGAUUCUAAAAAUCCCAGCACUUGAAUUCUUCAAAAAUGGAUCUGAAUCCUCCUGCAGGGGAGAACUACGCACACCCAAAGAUAUGUUUCUUCCAUGUGUUCUUCAAGGCUGCAGCAUUGGCGUUUUACAUACUUUCAGCUGUGUUUGUUGAUAGCUUUGUUAUCAUAUUUGUGGUUACUGUUCUGCUAGCAGCUCUUGAUUUUUGGGUCGUUAAGAAUGUGAGUGGUCGUAUCUUAGUGGGGCUGAGAUGGUGGAAUGAAAUAAAUGAUGAGGGUGAAAGUGUGUGGAAAUUUGAAUGCCUUGACCAAGAGUCAUUGGCUCGCAUGAACAAGAAGGAUUCUUGGCUUUUCUGGUGGACAUUAUAUCUUACAGCUGUUGCUUGGAUCUUUCUCGCAAUAUUCUCACUCAUUAGGUUCCAGGCUGACUAUCUCCUUGUUAUUGGAGUUUGCUUGACACUCAGCAUUGCAAACAUUGUUGGCUUUACUAGAUGCCGCAAAGAUGCGAAGAAGCAGCUUCAAGCAUUUGCAACUCAAACCCUUGCCUCCCGGGUAUCAUCGACCAUUCAAUCCGCAUUUAGUGUUGUCUGAUGAAGUCUUUCAAGCCAGACAACUCUUGAAUGGUCAGCCAAGUUGAGGGGGAGGUCACUGUAUCAAAACGGUCUAUGCCUUUUUCAGUUUUGUAGCGAUGAUGGCACAUUACUUAUGCUUUUCAAAAUAUCUUUGGGCACUACAUGGGCCUUGCAUGUUGAAUCUACCAUAAAAUAAGUUUUUUUUUUUAAAUCAUCUUAUAAUCUAUCUAAUUUUACAUC
Molecule: messenger RNA, 1004 nt
Organism: Cuscuta europaea
Lineage: Eukaryota; Viridiplantae; Streptophyta; Magnoliopsida; Solanales; Convolvulaceae
Source: the annotation of a GenBank genome assembly